GACUGAAGUGUCAUCGGAUCCCCCACGGGAUAUCGUGCCGGACGAGAGUGAGAAACCCAGAUAACAAGAAGUAUUUGGCCACACAGUUUUGGCCAGGACAUCAGAGGCAUCAGAACAGGUCAAUAAAAAAAGAUGCUAAUGUUUGACCCAGUCCCUAUCAAGCAAGAAGCCAUGGAGCCUGUUUCAGUGUCAUACCCGUCCAAUUACAUGGACCAAAUGAAGCCAAACAAAUACAGCGUCAUUUAUUCUACACCAAGUAUGUUGCACAAUAAAUUCUACUCAAACCCUGAAGGACUAUCAAAUGGAAUCCAGAUGGAGCCAGUAGACCUUACGGUGAACAAACGGAGCUCACCACCUUCAACUGGAAGUUCUCCUUCCCCCCUAAAAUUUCAGACUGUGCAUAGGAGAACUUCACCUGGAUUGACUAUGUCCUCACCCAGCUCACCUCUCAGUAAAUUCACACCGUCACCCCCAGGAGUACAGCCUAUCUCCAUGCCAAUAACAAUCCCACCUGUAAUGGCCGCUGCUCUUUCACGCCACGGACUGAGAAGCCCUGGAAUACUCCCGGUUAUACAGCCUGUUGUGGUCCAGCCGGUUCCUUUCAUGUAUGCUCCCCAUCUUCAGCAGCCCAUCAUGGUGUCCACAGUUCUUGCAGAUGAGAUGGAAACUCCAAGUAGCAUGCAAGUGCCUGUCAUUGAGUCUUACGAGAAGCCUACACUGAAGAAAACAAUCAAAGUAGAGCCAGGAAGUGAACCAUCGAAGACUGACUUCUAUCCUGAACAAAUGUCACCUCCAGUGAUGACCCCAUUGUCUCCCCAGCAAGUAAUGUUGCAAGAGAAUCACCCUUCAGUUAUAGUUCAGCCAGGAAAGAGACCUUUACCUGUGGAAUCUCCGGACACGCAAAGAAAACGCAGAAUACAUCGAUGUGAUUAUGAAGGCUGCAACAAAGUCUACACUAAAAGCUCCCAUCUGAAAGCUCACAGAAGAACCCAUACAGGUGAAAAACCGUACAAAUGCACGUGGGAGGGAUGCACGUGGAAGUUUGCUCGUUCUGAUGAACUAACGCGGCAUUUCCGCAAGCAUACAGGAAUCAAACCUUUUCAGUGCCCAGACUGUGACCGUAGCUUUUCACGUUCGGACCAUCUGGCUCUUCACAGAAAACGCCACAUGCUAGUCUGAAUGUCUUCUGUCCCUGACUCCUGUCACACUUUUUUUUUUUUUUCACACAUGCAUUUUAAUUUGGAUUCAGCUGGUCUGAAUCUCUGAGUUUAUACCAUUAAAAGCUUACGUAUGGUCAGUAACAGAUGUUAUCUAACCCUUCUAUGUCCUUGCCACGGGUCAGACCUAAAGAAUGUGAACAAUUUUUUUUUUUUCUCCUGGGGAUGCUAAGCAAACCCUUUCUGCAGACAGUAUGUUUAAUGUAUUCCAUGUGAAUAAGGGAAUUUGUAAACUAACAGCUUUUGUUGGUUUCUUCAUAUAAUCAACCCCGCAUAUACUGAUAAAGUAGUAAAUGUUACUGAAUAUCCAAAA
Messenger RNA from Pygoscelis adeliae (Adelie penguin), 1530 nucleotides. RefSeq names its product Kruppel-like factor 3 (basic) (gene KLF3). Lineage: Eukaryota; Metazoa; Chordata; Aves; Sphenisciformes; Spheniscidae. The transcript has 7 exons. Gene Ontology annotation, biological process: regulation of transcription by RNA polymerase II. The record is from RefSeq and is a predicted model, not a curated record. Bases 133 to 1179 code for a protein of 348 amino acids. Gene Ontology annotation, molecular function: RNA polymerase II cis-regulatory region sequence-specific DNA binding; DNA-binding transcription factor activity, RNA polymerase II-specific.